Messenger RNA from Zingiber officinale, 3329 nucleotides. RefSeq names its product ADP-ribosylation factor GTPase-activating protein AGD3-like. Gene Ontology annotation, cellular component: cytoplasm. Bases 423 to 2933 code for a protein of 836 amino acids. The transcript is spliced from 19 exons. Gene Ontology annotation, molecular function: protein binding; GTPase activator activity. The record is from RefSeq and is a predicted model, not a curated record. Lineage: Eukaryota; Viridiplantae; Streptophyta; Magnoliopsida; Zingiberales; Zingiberaceae.
UCUCACACGCUUUCCUCUUCCUCUCUGUCCUCCCUUCGUCUCCCUUUCCGUCUCGUGCCUCCAUCGUGCUGGUGUCGCCCACUUCGUCCCUCUCUUCUCUUCGUCGCCUCGCGAUCUCUUCUCGGCUCGCUUCGGGCCUGCAAUCUAUCGGAUUUACUGAAGCUCGGAACUGAAGAGCUCGCGUCGCCGAGGCGGGAGAUCCGGCGGCGGAGUCGCGAUCGAGAACGUGCGGAGAUGUUUCGUGAUGCUGCAUGCGAAUGGGACAUGGCGAGUGUAUUCUCUUCCAGGAAGGUGGUUUCAUGACGGGGGAGCUCGAGCUGGAUUGGAUUUUCGAGCUGUGAGAGAAUCUCGGUGUCUUUGGAGGAGGAGCAAGCAGAAGGUUUGGCGGCGCUUCCAGGGGGCAAUUAUCGCGCGAAUUCACUAUGUAUUUCACCAAGCUCGACGAUUCCCCAAUGUUUCGGAAGCAGAUUCAAUCACUUGAAGAAAGUGCAGAAUCAUUGAGGGAGAGAUGCAUUAAGUUUUAUAAAGGAUGUCGAAAAUAUACAGAAGGACUAGGAGAAGGAUAUGAUGGGGACAUUGCUUUUGCAAGCUCUCUCGAAAUGUUUGGAGGAGGGCAUAAUGAUCCCAUCAGUGUGGCUUUUGGAGGGCCUGUUAUGACCAAAUUUACAAUUGCUUUGAGAGAGAUAGGAACCUACAAAGAGGUUUUACGUUCACAGGUUGAACAUAUCUUAAAUGAUAGGUUGCUCCAAUUUGUGGAGAUGGAUUUGCAUGAUGUUAAGGAAGCUCGCAAACGGUUUGAUAAGGCUAGCAUCCUAUAUGAUCAGGCACGUGAAAAGUACCUAUCCCUGAAGAAAAGCACAAGAGCAGAAGUAGCAACAGUCUUAGAGGAUGAGCUCUACAGUGCGAGAUCUUCAUUUGAACAAGCCCGUUUUAAUUUGGUUACUGCUAUUUCUAACACAGAGGCAAAGAAGCGAUAUGAGUUUUUGGAGGCUGUUAGUGGAACUAUGGAUGCCCAUCUUCGUUACUUCAAGCAAGGAUACGAGCUACUUCACCAGAUGGAGCCAUAUAUCCACCAGGUAUUGGCUUAUGCACAGCAAUCAAGGGAGAGAUCCAACUAUGAACAAGCAGGACUUACAGAAAGGAUGCAGGAGUUCAAAAGACAGAUUGACCGUGAAAGUAGAUGGUUGUCAAAUGAGUCACAUGAUUCUCCUAAUGGAGAUGGUAUACAAGCCAUUGGAAGGAGUUCCCAUAAAAUGAUAGAAGCAGUGAUGCAAUCAGCUGCAAAUGGGAAGGUUCAGACCAUUAGACAAGGUUAUCUCUCGAAGCGUUCAUCAAACUUACGAGGUGACUGGAAGAGAAGAUUUUUUGUUCUUGAUAGUCGAGGCAUGUUAUACUAUUAUCGCAAGCAAUGGAACAGAUCUACUGGAAGUAACCAUUGUACUUUGAGAGGUCAGAACUCAUCGGAUCAUGGUUCUGGAUUACUGAGUCGUUGGUUUUCUUCUCAUCAUCAUGGCGGAGUGCAUGAUGAAAAGUCUGUUGCACGCCAUACUGUCAACCUGCUAACUUCAACAAUAAAAGUUGAUGCAGAGCAGUCAGACCUUCGCUUCUGCUUCAGGAUCAUUUCUCCAACAAAGAAUUACACCUUACAGGCUGAGAGCGCCAUGGAUCAGAUGGAUUGGAUUGAAAAAAUAACCGGUGUCAUUGCUUCUCUUCUAAGCUCUCAGUCACCUGAUCAGCGUCUUACAAGCCCCUCAAGUGGUGGCCAUUAUAGAGCACCGAGUGAAAGUAGCUCAUUCAGCAGCUCAACUGAUCUUGACCAGUUGGUCAAUGAAGAUUCAUCAAUUCAAAAGAGCAGUUUUAGUAGCCAUCAUGAUCGUUCUAUCAGAAGCUCGCAGCAACAUAGAUUCAACUCGAAGCAUGAGAAACCAAUUGAUGCACUGCAGAAAGUGUGUGGUAACAGCAUGUGUGCUGAUUGUGGAGCUGCUGAACCUGACUGGGCAUCCCUGAACCUUGGAGUUCUUCUUUGCAUUGAGUGCUCGGGAGUUCACCGGAAUCUUGGGGUGCAUAUUUCGAAGGUGAGAUCUCUAACACUUGAUGUCAGAGUGUGGGAGCCUUCUGUUAUCAAUCUCUUUCAGUCAUUGGGUAACACAUUUGCAAACUCCAUCUGGGAGAAAUCUUUACCAUUGACAAGUAAUGGGAACUUAGAGGAUGUCUCUAGUUUUUGCGUGCUUAACAAAAAUCAAGAGCAUUCCUCUAUGAACAAGCCUAAACAUUCAGAUCCAAUUACAGUGAAAGAAAAGUUCAUUCAGGCAAAGUAUGCAGAUAAGCUUUUUGUUCAAAAAACAGCAGGAGAUCAGAUUUCAGUUGCACAACAGAUGUGGGACAGUGUCUGUGCUAAUGACAAGAAAGCAGUCUAUCACCAUAUCGUGGCUUCAGAUGCUGGUGUGCAUAUUGUUUAUGGUUCGGCAUCUGCAAAUUCUUCUUUGACUCUAGCAAAAGCUAUGCUUCUACAAGAUCAACCAACUGCUGUGCUAGAUCGUAGUUCAAGCUGCUUAUUAAGUGAUACCUUGCAUAAGUCUUCUACUAUGUCUUCUAUUAGCUCAGCAGGCAAUAGUGACAACAGAUAUGAAUUGAAUGAAUGCUUUGAAGGAUUCACUUUACUUCAUCUUGCUUGCCUAACUUCAGAUAUGGGCAUGGUAGAACUCCUCCUACAGUAUGGUGCUAAUGUUAAUUCCACUGAUGUAAAGGGGAGGACACCGCUUCACCAUUGUAUUCUCAGAGGCAGACAUUUAUUAGCCAAAUUACUACUGACAAGGGGAGCUGAUCCACACGCUAUGGACGAAGAUGGUAAAACUCCCCUUCAGUAUGCACUUGAAGCUGGCAACCUUGAUGACGAUGAGAUACUUAUACUCCUGGAGGACCCUAACAGAUAGCAAUCUCAUGUCCAAGCUGUCAGAAAGCCGAGAACCACAAAGAUCUUUCUUUGAACGGUGCCAAUGGAAGGGUCAAGCAGUUGUGAACUGCAACUUUAGAUAUUUCUUCAAGUAUUGCAGCUAAAUCACCCCUCAGAGUGGAUCAGAUGGAUUAUUCCUCAUACCAGAAGAUGCUUGCACAUUCUUUUAGCUCGCCCCUUGUUCUUCAUGGUAGGUAUUCUGCAACAGACAGGUAUUUGUCGGGUUGGGUAGUGCUCGUAUGUGAAUGGGUGAUGUUGGUUUUCUGUGCAUUUUCUUCGUGUUUGUUUUCGAUUAACUUGUUCGUCCUUAUUUAUAAAAUAUAUUUGUUGAUCCUCCCAGGUAUUAAAUAUCAUUUUGACUGAUGAGCUUUGUAUA